AUGUUGCUCGGCCGAUGGUUUUCCAACGCAUUAGUAGUGGCUUCUCUGCUAAUGAUGACCACUCUUGCAGCAAAUUGGUCUUCGAAGGAGCUCUACUCAGGGCGACACUGUGCUGGAACGCCCAAUUUAGUCAAAAUGAUUAAGACACAGACUUGCGAUGUCGAAGCCUGUACGGCAAACAGCUUAGAAAACCACACGCUGUUCGUGUCUUCGUCGUGCAACAUCACUGACCGGUUCACCUACGCGGAAGAGCGCUUUAAAGGGCUCAGCUACGUGGUCAUGGAGGAGUACGCGGGGAACCGGUGUCAGGAAUUGAUCCAGACAACUGUCUAUCCGGCGUCAGGCACUUGUGAGAGAUCGUCAGCUUUCGCAAACACGUCCGACAUCGUAAGCCUUUUCGAGAAUGGCACGGCGGCGGUUUUUCUGUAUGGAGACAGCGAGUGCGGCAGUGAACCUCUCUUGGAAUUCCAGGUCGACAGAGAAGAGAUCUUGCGCGGUCACUGUGUCCAAGGCCAUUAUAGGUUUCACACUGGACCAGCGUCAAAACGAUCUGGUCCCAGCCGGCUGGGAGCAAGAGCUUUUGAAAACGGUAUCACCUGGGGCGCUUUUGCUGCGAUCGUGGCUGGAACAAUCGUUUGUGUUGUACUGGUGGCUCUGGCUACGCUUUGGUGUUACCGUCGCCGUAACGAGAACGGCUUGGCUGAGGACGGAGCCACAGUUCUUGCUUCAAUGUAUACUGGCUGCCCGACACCAGAAUGCGCUUUGGAUGCCAGCAUGCUUGGCACUGAAUUAUCCUGGACGGAGGAACACAUGGCAACCAAGAAGACGCCACAUAGCACGAGUACAGCAAGAAGCGGUUUGUGGUUCGACGAAGUCAUCGUCACUGCUCGUGUACCUCGCGAGAAAGUUCUUGUGCAGGACUUGAUCAGUCGAGGAGGAUGCGGCGAGGUAUACAAGGGUCUGUACAAUGAGGAGGUAGUGGCUGUAAAGAUGUUGCUGCCAGAAAUGCGCAAGAGCAUUGGCCACGUGAAUACCUUCUUGGCAGAGGUCAAGCUGAUGGCAACAUUGAACCAUGAACGCAUCGUAAAGUUCGUUGGUGUUGCGUGGGACUCGCUCACUGACCUCUGCAUGUUAUCUGAGUACAUGAAAGCUGGGGACUUGCGGACACUGCUGAAAGGGCAUGAUGACCGCAACAAUCCGAUUGGCUUUGACCGCAACAAAGCAAAGAUCGCCCUCCACGUCGCUCAUGCUCUAACGUAUCUCCAUUCGUUGUCCCCGCCUGUUAUCCACCGUGACCUCAAGUCGAAGAAUAUUUUGCUGACGUCGGAGUUGGAUGCCAAGCUCACUGACUUUGGCGUUUCUCGAGAGCAGUCCGACUUUGGCAUGACUGGCGGUGUCGGAUCGUCCUGGUGGAUGGCGCCAGAAGUCAUGAUGGGAGAACAGUACGACGACAAAGUCGACAUGUUCUCUUUCGGCGUGGUGCUGGCUGAACUAGACCAGCACGUUCUUCCGUAUACCAACGUGAAGGAUUACAGCGACUCUGGUCGGGCUAUGCCGGAAUUGGCAAUUCUGCAGCUAGUGGCGACUGGCCGACUUCAGAUCGAGUUCUCCUCUGCAGUCCCAACGGUUAUCAAGGAACUGGGGCUCGCCUGCGUGUCUGUCCACCCAAAAGACCGACCUACUGCAGCCGACGCGCUGCACCAGCUCCACACUGCCUUAGCCAGCGAACUGUUCGACACACCUUGGUAUCCCAUCCUGUAA
Peronospora matthiolae is the source of this 1761-nucleotide messenger RNA. NCBI's taxonomy places the organism in Eukaryota, Oomycota, Peronosporomycetes, Peronosporales, Peronosporaceae. The record is from the annotation of a GenBank genome assembly.